ACAGGAGGAUAGAAUGAAGAGGUUAGAGGAUUUACUACUGCGGCAGACGACAGACAGAGAGAUUCCUGAUCCUAUACCUACAGUACCAGACAGGGAUGCGACAGUAAGAGCACAGUCACCAGUACCUGACACACCCCUAGUAACUCCGAGGGCGGAGACCCCACAGGAGACAGUAGUACCACCACCAGUACCUGUAGCGGUAUCAGGGACAAUGUUACCUGAGAUGGUGGGGGCUGAGGAACGAGAGCGGAUGAUGGAACAAUUGAAUGAAUUCCGUCGUUGCACCCCUCGUAUCUUUGACGGGGAGAAAGCAGAUCACUGGGUGGUCGAGAAAUGGUUAAUGCACAUGGAGAAGUUAUGCUAUGAUACAUUUGUCGAGGAGCGAUAUCGAGUUUGGUUUGCGACGCACCACCUUGACGGCGAGGCUUACAGGUGGUGGGUGGACAUUCGUGAGAAUCCCCGUACUGAUUUGUCUGCUAUCACGUGGAACAGGUUCAAGGACUUACUGUUGACAACCUACUUUCCCCAGAGUGUAAAGAGGCAAAUGAAAAGGGACAAGGCUCGCAUAUUUAAGGUGGGUUUGCGACCUGCGAUUUUCAGAUUGGUCCAGGCGUCAAACCUCUCUACUUACAGGGAUGUUGUGAAUCGGGCCUUGAUUGUUGAGAAGGGGGCAGAGAUAAUGAAGGAAAGGGACAUCGUGGAUCGAGGAAAAGGAAAGAGGCCAGCAGCUGAGAGUAGUGGUCAGCAAUCUCUCAAGAGACCGCCAAAGUAUCCGAGAGGCCAGUCGGGACAGUCGAGGGGCCGAGGUUCGUCAGCACGCCGUGGAGCGCCCGAGCGUCGUCCACAGCCGCGUUGUGUUAUCUGUGGUGGGCCUCACGUACCGCCACAGUGUCCACAACGUGGGGGCAGAUGUUUCCUCUGUGGUCAGGAGGGCCACUUUCGCUCAGAGUGCCUGAGAGGUUCUUUGCCUGUACCCUCGUCAGCUUCUGCGCCUGCAUCUUCAGCUCCGAGCCAGGGGACCCUGACAACACCCUAUCAGUCUAGGCGACCACCAGGACAGCGGCAAUCGGAGAGUUCGCAGCAGGGUUCGAGUGGGCGGAUCUACGCCGCCCAGACUGAGGGCGCCGCAGCAUCAGAGGAGGUCGUAGCAGUUCGACCCCUGCAACCUGGAUAAGCCUCUCUGAGCUCAGCAAGUUGCGAGUGUUGCGGAGC
Messenger RNA from Ananas comosus (pineapple), 1212 nucleotides. RefSeq lists its product as uncharacterized. NCBI's taxonomy places the organism in Eukaryota, Viridiplantae, Streptophyta, Magnoliopsida, Poales, Bromeliaceae. The record is from RefSeq and is a predicted model, not a curated record. The transcript has 3 exons. Gene Ontology annotation, molecular function: nucleic acid binding; zinc ion binding. The coding region runs from base 14 to 1174 and encodes 386 amino acids.